This is a messenger RNA of Mesitornis unicolor (brown roatelo), 951 nucleotides long. Its product is annotated as RAS protein activator like-3-like. The transcript is spliced from 7 exons. The record is from RefSeq and is a predicted model, not a curated record. NCBI's taxonomy places the organism in Eukaryota, Metazoa, Chordata, Aves, Mesitornithiformes, Mesitornithidae. The annotation marks the transcript as partial.
AUGGAGGUGGAGAAGGUCCCACCCAGACCCGAGCACCCAACUCUCCUGAAGGCCUACAAAUGGCGCACGACAGCACCCAUGGGUGACCACGACCCCCAGGGGAACACUGGGUCCCCGGGCAGCCGGCGCUGGGCCCGCUUGCAGGGGUGGAAACGUUCCUACAGCCAACCCGAGUCUGGUGGCCUCCACGAUGAUGUUGGGAAGGUCACCCCCAACCUGGGGGCACCCAAGGCCAGCACCCGGAGGUCCCUCUUCCGACGGGCAUUUUCGGCGCCCUCCAAGGGGACCAAGGAGACGCGGGGACCCGAGGGUGGCAAGGCCACCCUGCAGAAGUACCUGAAGUCCAUGUCCAAGAAGAGGGGUCACCCGGAGAGCAGUGGUAGAGCUGGGGAGGUGCUCCAUGAUGAGGGUGGAGUGCACACCCAUGGGCCGUCCCCCAUCCCACUGACCCCAGCAACCCCCACUCCGGUGUGGGACGUCUCCAACUUCUCGCUGGUGGAGAGGCACCUGGUCCUGGUGGCCAGGGAUGAGGAGAGCAGGAGCAGGACCGGGAGCUCCAUCUCGGAGGGUGCCGCCAGGAGGGACCACGAGCCACCAUUGGACACGAGCAGCACCCGGGGUGGGGGCAGGAGCCCUGAAACCGACUCCUCCAGCACCUCCCAAUUCACCAACGGGCUGCUAUGGAAGAGGCUCCGGGACAGGAAAAGCCGUGGGAUUCCCAAAUCUGAGGUCCCCAAUGGCGAGAGGUUGCCCCCGGUGCCUCCCAGUGCAGCCGAACUGGACCUGACUGGGGCUGACGUCAUCGUGCGGCCCCUGCACGGCAGCGUAGUGGGGGAGAGAUUCAGCUUCCAGGUCAUCACGGGCGAGGGCAGCCACUCCUUUGGGUGCUCGUCCCUGGCCGAGCGUGACCGCUGGAUCGAAAACCUGCGCCGCGCCGUGCACCCCAACAAG